GGCGGCGGCAGCCAUGGCGGGCGGGCGCGGGGGGCGGUGGGCGCCGGGGGCGCUGGCGGAGCCGCGGCGGCUGAUGCGGGGCGGGCUGGGGCUGAUCGUGCUGGGCCACGGCAGCCUGGUGCUGGGCGCCAUCGUCCAUGGCUCGGUCCUGCGGCACGUGGCCGGCGCCAGCCGCGCCGUCACCCCCGAGUACGCGGCGGCCAACGUGGUGUCGGUGGGCUCCGGGCUGCUGAGCAUCGCCGCGGGCAUCGUGGCCAUCCUGGUGUCGCAGAACCUGUCCCGGGCAGCGCUGCAUUGGACCCUGCUGAGCAUGUCCCUGUUGAACUGCCUCCUGUCCACAGCGUGCACUGUGGGCCUGGCGCUGGCCAUCGCCCUCACCGUUCACAGCCGGGGCAUGCACCUUGUCAGGGGCUGUGACAGCUCCGCGCUGCCUGAUGAUGCCCGUGCAGCCAUAGCGACCAACGACUGUCCUUUCAACACCACACGCAUCUACGACACGGCCCUGGCGCUCUGGUUCCCUGCCAUGCUGCUGGCAGCCGCAGAAGCUGUGCUGUCUGGCAGGUGCUGUUUGGUGGCCCUGAUCUUCCGGGGCAUUGGGCCCUGCGCACGUGGCUACAGCAAAGAGCAGCUGGCCGGGCCGAGUACAGUGAAGGAGGGUCCACCGCGUGAGAUGCAGCAACUCCUGGCUGAGACUCGUGCCUAGAGCUGGAGAGGUGGUGCUGCAGGAGGGCUGCCAUCAGCCAGGUGACGUUUCAGCUGCACUGUGCUCCUGCCCCAGAGGCAGGCGUGGGGAGGGUGGGCUGCAGGGGGAAGGGGUGCAUCUUCCUCCCCCCCAGACCCACCACCCCUCCUGGGACAAACCCCGCAGAUUCCAGACACGAGCUGCCAGGGGUCACCAGGCAGCCUUAGCCCAGCAGGCGCCAUGGGCCCCAGACACCCUCCCGUCCUCCCCCAAGGCCCUUGCUGGGACACCGAAGGCUCCAUUGGUGUUUUACAUGUGGUGAUGGGAGCAGGCGGAGGUGCUGGGGCCUGGCAACAGCCAGGGCUGUCCUGGUGCUGGUGGGCCUGCUGCAGGGCCAGCCGGCCAAAGAGGGGAAGGCGAACAACCCCUUUGUUGGGAGCCUGUGUUGUUUCUCUGGGUAAAUAAACUUUUAAUUUUCA
Chroicocephalus ridibundus (black-headed gull) is the source of this 1161-nucleotide messenger RNA. It is a transcript of the gene KRTCAP3, whose product is annotated as keratinocyte associated protein 3. The coding region runs from base 14 to 703 and encodes 229 amino acids. The record is from RefSeq and is a predicted model, not a curated record. Lineage: Eukaryota; Metazoa; Chordata; Aves; Charadriiformes; Laridae. The transcript has 6 exons.